CGAAGCAACCAUGGCGGCACAGGAGAUAGAAAACGGCACGACCUGGGGCAAAGAGUUAUGGGAUCAAUAUGACAAUCUUGCCACACACACGCAGAAAGGAAUUGACUUCUUCGAACGAUUCGGAAACUUCAUACGUGAUCGCAGUGCCAUCGAAGUUGAAUAUGCGCUUAAGCUGAGACGGCUUGUGAAGAACUAUCAACCCAAAAAGAGCAAAGAGGACGAAGAAAAUGAAUUUUCCACCCUGAUUGCAUUCAAAAAUGUCCUCAAAGAGGUAGCCGAUCUGGCCGGCCAGCGUGAAGUGGUAGCAGAAAACCUACAGAACCAGGUGCUGCAGGGUAUAAUGCUGCUGUCGAAAAUACUUCGCGAAGAGCGCAAAAAAGCAUUGACCCAGGGGGCAGGAUUGACCCAGUCACUUCACACACAGAUCGGUACGCUCGAUCGGGCGAAACGCAGCUACGAGAAGGCAUUCCGCGAGGCGGAAAAGGCGAUCGAAAGCUACCACAAGGCGGACGCCGAUUUUCACCUCAGCCGUGCGGAUGUCGAGAAGCAGCGCGUCAACAUGAACAUACGCAACAGCCAGUCGGAGGACGCGAAAAGCGAGUACGCGAACCAGCUGCAGAUUACGAACAAGCAGCAACAGCAGCACUAUCAAAUCGCACUUCCGGAGGUGUUUAACAAGCUGCAGGAGUUGGACGAGAAGCGAACGCGUGGCAUGAAGGAAUUCAUCAAACGUGCGGCAGAUGUUGAGUACGAAGUUUCGCCCAUCAUUGCCCGCUGUCUGGAGGGAAUGGUGAAGGCGGCCGAUUCGAUUAACGAGAAGGACGAUUCGAUGAUCGUAAUAGAAAAAUACCAGUCCGGUUUUCAACCGCCGGGAGAUAUACCGUUCGAGGAUCUUUCCAAACCCGACCCGGACGCUGCUAACAACUCGCAAACACACAACUCCAGCACCGGACUGAACCAUAUGACGGGGAAAGGCACAACGAAGGAUAAGCUUAAGAAACGCGUCGGCAUUUUCGGUAUCUUCACCGGCAAUAAGAACAACCUUACCACGGACGGUCUGAAGGAAGAUUUCAGCGACCUACCACCGACGCAACGGCGGAAAAAGCUUACCGCCAAGGUGCAGGAACUGCAGCAGAAAGUAGCCCAGGAGCAGGCCGCCAGCGAUGGGCUGAUGAAGAUGAAGGGAGUGUACGAGGCAAAUUCGAUGCUGGGCGAUCCGCGCACGGUCGAGGAGCAGCUAAAUGAAUCGGUUAACCGGUUGGACCGGCUACGGCACGAGCUGCUGCGCUACCAGAAGCUGCUGGAGCAGGCUAACAACCAAACGUUAAUUCAGCACAGUCCCCAAUCGAAUCGUGUGAUACAGAACGGACAACGGUCGUCCAGACAUUCCAACGGUAGCAGUAAUCACGAGAACAGUCACGAAGAUAAUGGCGAAGAUCAUCCUGACGAUGCGGGUAGCCUUAGCAGGUCAGCUUCCGAAAGUAGUGUACAGCAAGCGCAAAAUGGGCUUAACAUUAACAACAACGGCAGCUCAGCGAGUCCGGAAAGUGGGCUGGGUACAUCACACACGUCGCUGCCCGGUUCCGGUCAGGGUAGCACGAACGAACAGCCGAUGAACGAGGAAUACUACGAAGCCGAUGCGCCACUGGGAACGUGUCGAGCGCUCUAUCCAUUUGAUGCAACGAGCGAAGGCAGCAUUCCAAUGUCGGAGGGUGAAGAAUUGCAAGUGAUAGAAGUGGACCAAGGGGACGGUUGGACCCGGGUGCGGCGGUAUAGCUCGAAGGGCUGGGAGGAAGGGUUCGUACCAACGAGCUACAUUGAGUGUACGCUGUACGCGUAGUGUUGAUCACCACC
This is a messenger RNA of Anopheles maculipalpis, 1854 nucleotides long. It is a transcript of the gene Cip4, whose product is annotated as formin-binding protein 1-like. Gene Ontology annotation, molecular function: protein binding. The coding region runs from base 11 to 1840 and encodes 609 amino acids. The transcript has 11 exons. The record is from RefSeq and is a predicted model, not a curated record. NCBI's taxonomy places the organism in Eukaryota, Metazoa, Arthropoda, Insecta, Diptera, Culicidae. Gene Ontology annotation, biological process: signal transduction.